AUGUCAACACUCGAAGAAGUUGCAGACCAAGAAGUGGACUCAUUGGACGAGGAGAUUCUCAGUUUAACCACUGAUGACAUCUCAACACGUACAAGGCUAUUGGAGAACGAUAUCAAGGUGAUGAAGUCUGAAGUACAGAGACUGUCUCACGAUAAGCAGGUGAUGCUGGAGAAGAUCAAGGACAACAAGGAGAAGAUUGACAACAAUAAGCAGUUGCCGUACCUUGUUGGAAACGUUGUUGAGCUGUUGGAUGUUGAAGCUGGCGAAGAGGCGAAGGAGCAAGGUGCCAACAUUGAUUUGAACGCCACGAGGGUUGGUAAAUCUGCUGUGAUCAAGACAUCAACGAGACAGACCGUCUUUCUGCCGCUCAUAGGCCUCGUUGACCCUGAAACGCUCAAACCGAACGAUUUGGUUGGUGUUAAUAAGGACUCAUACCUCGUUUUGGACACGCUACCUGCCGAGUACGAUUCGAGGGUUAAGACGAUGGAAGUUGAUGAGAAACCACAAGAAACAUACUCAGAUAUUGGUGGAUUGGAUAAGCAGAUUGAAGAAUUGGUGGAAGCGAUUGUCUUGCCGAUGAAACAAGCUGAAAAGUUCAAAAAAUUGGGUAUAAAGGCACCAAAGGGUGCGUUGAUGUAUGGACCUCCAGGUACAGGAAAGACGUUGUUGGCCCGUGCGUGUGCUGCCCAGUCAGACGCAACUUUCUUGAAGUUGGCUGCUCCACAGUUGGUGCAAAUGUUCAUCGGUGACGGUGCCAAGUUGAUCCGCGAUGCGUUUGCAUUGGCAAAAGAAAAGGCACCAACCAUCAUCUUCAUUGAUGAGUUAGAUGCCAUUGGUACAAAGAGAUUUGACUCUGAAAAGUCUGGUGAUAGAGAGGUCCAGAGAACAAUGUUGGAGUUGCUCAAUCAGUUGGACGGUUUUGGUUCCGACGACCGUGUUAAAGUGUUGGCAGCGACAAAUAGAGUUGACGUUUUGGACCCAGCCUUGUUAAGAUCCGGUAGAUUGGAUAGAAAGAUUGAAUUCCCGCUGCCUUCAGAGGAGGCGAGAGCUUCUAUCCUGCAGAUUCAUUCUAGAAAGAUGACCGUUGACGGUUCAAUCAACUGGCAAGAGUUGGCCAGAUCGACAGAUGAGUUCAACGGUGCCCAAUUGAAAGCCGUUGUAGUGGAGGCCGGUAUGAUUGCUUUGAGAAAUGGUCAGUCGAGCGUUAAGCAUCAAGAUUUCGUCGAAGCUAUCGGUGAAGUCCAGGCAAGAAAGACCAAAUCUGUGUCGUUCUACGCAUAA
Messenger RNA from Williopsis jadinii, 1281 nucleotides. It is a transcript of the gene RPT5, whose product is annotated as proteasome regulatory particle base subunit RPT5. Gene Ontology annotation, biological process: proteasome-mediated ubiquitin-dependent protein catabolic process. The record is from RefSeq and is a predicted model, not a curated record. Gene Ontology annotation, cellular component: proteasome regulatory particle, base subcomplex. Gene Ontology annotation, molecular function: proteasome-activating activity; ATP hydrolysis activity; ATP binding. The transcript has a single exon. Lineage: Eukaryota; Fungi; Ascomycota; Saccharomycetes; Phaffomycetales; Wickerhamomycetaceae. The coding region runs from base 1 to 1281 and encodes 426 amino acids.